CUCUCUCUGUCUCUCUCCGGGAGAAUAACCGGAGAAAAUAUAAAGAAACCAGUAAUCUCUUUGUUUCUUUCAGUCAUUAUCUGAAAAAAGAUUAGGAAAAUAUUAUUAUUUUUGUGAAAGGGAGAAAAAUUUCUUAAACCCAAUUGUUCUUUCUCUUCGAUCGUCACCGUUAUUCUUCUGGAUUGGGUUGGGUAAUUCGCAGAGAUUUUCUGGGUUUUGUAUUAAUUGAUUCUCACUGUUGCUGAUUCGACCCGGAGCCACCAAAGUAAAUGCUCUGUAACGUGGAAAACAUUUUCUUUUCUAGAGAAAAUUUUCGAACUCAUUCGGUUUCUCCAUAGCUAUAAGCUUUGGGUUUUUAGGGUUCUUUUUGAAAAAGAGGAAAAAAAAUUAAAUUUUUUUGGGUAGAAAUUUGAUAGUGCAUAUUCAGAACAGAAAAAGUUUAAACCUUUAAUCGUUUGUUACCUUUUUUCGAUUUGUCUACAUUUUAAGUAUGGAUUUUUGCUCAAUUUAGGUGUAAGUACACAAACAGAUUUUUUACUUCUCUUUCAAUUCUUUUGCCUUUUUGUGAAAAUCGCAUGUAUCUUGUGAUUUUCCCAUUUUUAUUCCUCGUUUUGGGAUUCAUAAAUUCUCUGUUAAUUGAGGAAAUUCAUAGAAUUCAAGUGAUUCAAAAUCGAGUCAAAUUCAGGGUUUUUGUUUCCUUGUUUGGGUAGUGAAGAUCAGGGCGUGUGGAUAUAGAGAUUCAGGGUUCUGGGUUUAUAGCAAAAAAGGUUUCGUGUGUUUUUAGAAUCAAAGGUGAUAUUUUUCUGUUCUCGAGAAAACAAAAAUGGCGGCAAGAGUAGAAGCAUCAAUUGGUAGUGAGAUUGGUGAAGAGACUGAUGAGAGAGGAAGUAUGUGGGACUUGGAUCAGUCGCUUGAUCAACCUAUGGAUGCAGAAGCUGGUCGGCUCAGGAAUAUGUAUAGAGAAAAGAAAUUCUCGGCCUUUCUGCUUCUGCAACUCUCGUUUCAGAGCCUCGGUGUUGUUUAUGGAGAUUUGGGAACUUCUCCUUUAUAUGUUUUCUACAAUACAUUUCCUCGCGGGAUUCAAGACCCUGAAGAUAUCAUUGGAGCUCUAUCGCUAAUCAUUUAUUCCCUCACACUCAUCCCUCUCCUCAAAUACGUUUUCGUUGUAUGCAAAGCAAACGACAACGGUCAAGGUGGAACAUUUGCUCUGUAUUCUUUGCUCUGUAGACACGCAAAAGUGAACACAAUCCCGAACCAACACCGUACAGAUGAAGAGCUCACAACUUAUAGCCGUUCUACGUUUCAUGAGCAUUCUUUUGCUGCAAAAACCAAGAGAUGGUUAGAGAAAGGUCCCUCUAGGAAAAACUCGCUGCUUAUUCUCGUUCUUGUCGGUACUUGCAUGGUGAUCGGUGAUGGAAUCCUUACACCUGCCAUUUCUGUUCUAUCUGCUGCUGGUGGGCUCAGGGUUAACCUUCCUCAUAUAAACAAUGGUGUUGUUGUUGUUGUUGCGGUUGUGAUAUUAGUGAGCUUGUUUAGUGUACAGCAUUAUGGAACAGACAGGGUCGGUUGGCUUUUCGCUCCUGUUGUGUUCCUCUGGUUUCUCUUUAUCGCGAGUAUUGGUAUGUACAAUGUGUGGAAACAUGACCCGAGCGUCUUGAAAGCUUUCUCUCCGGUUUAUAUAUAUCGGUAUUUCAAAAGAGGAGGUCAAGAUCGAUGGACCUCUCUUGGAGGCAUAAUGCUUAGUAUCACUGGGAUCGAAGCUCUCUUUGCUGAUCUAUCACACUUUCCAGUCUCAGCUGUGCAAAUUGCUUUUACUGUAAUUGUUUUUCCUUGCCUCCUCUUGGCGUAUAGUGGACAAGCUGCUUACCUUAGGAAGUAUCCACAUCAUGUAGAAGACGCGUUUUAUCAAUCCAUUCCAAAGAGUGUUUACUGGCCAAUGUUCAUAGUUGCAACAUUUGCUGCAAUAGUUGCAAGCCAAGCCACAAUAUCAGCGACAUUCUCGUUGAUCAAGCAAGCUCUCGCUCACGGAUGUUUCCCUAGAGUCAAAGUCGUGCACACUUCCCGGAAGUUUCUUGGUCAAAUCUAUGUCCCUGACAUAAACUGGAUCCUCAUGAUCCUCUGCAUAGCCGUAACCACCGGAUUCAAGAACCAGAACCAGAUAGGAAACGCUUAUGGCACAGCGGUUGUGAUCGUCAUGCUCGUCACAACUCUUCUCAUGAUGCUGAUCAUGAUACUCGUUUGGCGUUGCCAUUGGGUCUUGGUCCUCUUGUUCACCGUUCUUUCCCUUGUCGUCGAAUGCACUUACUUCUCUGCCGUGCUCUUCAAGGUAAACCAAGGAGGUUGGGUGCCACUUGUCAUCGCUGCGGCGUUUCUCAUCAUCAUGUACGUAUGGCAUUACGGAACGCUCAAGAGGUAUGAGUUUGAGAUGCAUAGUAAAGUCUCCAUGGCUUGGAUUCUUGGUCUUGGUCCUAGUCUUGGUCUUGUCCGUGUUCCCGGGAUUGGUCUUGUUUACACCGAGCUAGCUAGUGGAGUGCCUCACAUCUUCUCUCAUUUCAUCACAAACUUGCCUGCGAUUCACUCUGUGGUGGUCUUUGUUUGCGUCAAGAACCUCCCUGUCUACACUGUACCAGAGGAAGAACGGUUCCUCGUGAAAAGAAUCGGGCCAAGAAACUUCCACAUGUUCCGCUGCGUCGCGAGGUAUGGAUACAGAGACUUGCACAAGAAAGAUGAUGACUUUGAGAAACGGCUCUUUGAAAGUCUCUUCCUUUUCGUCCGACUUGAGUCAAUGAUGGAAGGCUGCUCGGAUUCCGACGAGUAUAGCGUCUGUGGAAGCCAACAACAACAACAACAAGUCAGAGACGGGCUUGGGGAUGGAUACGAGAGUAGGAACUUGUCGACUUUUGAUACGUUUGAUUCGGUAGAGUCAGUGAUAGUACCUGCAGGGGGAAUCAAACGGACGAGCCACACUGUGACGGGGUCGAGCCAGAUUAGCGGAGGAGUGGACGAGCUGGAGUUUAUAAACAGGUGCAGAGACGCAGGAGUGGUGCAUAUUAUGGGGAACACAGUGAUUCGAGCUAGGAGGGAAGCGAGGUUUUACAAGAGGAUAGCUAUUGAUUAUGUGUAUGCGUUUCUUAGGAAGAUUUGUAGAGAGAAUAGUGCUAUCUUCAAUGUUCCUCAGGAAAGCCUUUUGAAUGUCGGGCAGAUUUUUUAUGUGUAAUGCAAUGUAUCAUGUAAAGUGUAAGACAUGAUUGGUUUUAUAUGUUGCUAGAAGCUGUUAAAGAUAAUAAUAGUAGUUUAUGACCAUUUAAUAUAAA
Messenger RNA from Eutrema salsugineum, 3314 nucleotides. RefSeq names its product potassium transporter 10. Bases 824 to 3217 code for a protein of 797 amino acids. Gene Ontology annotation, cellular component: membrane. The transcript is spliced from 7 exons. Gene Ontology annotation, molecular function: potassium ion transmembrane transporter activity. The record is from RefSeq and is a predicted model, not a curated record. NCBI's taxonomy places the organism in Eukaryota, Viridiplantae, Streptophyta, Magnoliopsida, Brassicales, Brassicaceae. Gene Ontology annotation, biological process: potassium ion transmembrane transport.